CUCUUCAGCUCAAGCUCAAGCUCAAUCUCAAUCUCAAUCUCCACAAACUCCCGCCUCCUCCACGGCCCUCCAGCGUACUAAGCUAAAUACAACACCGAGCAACCCAGAAAAUUGAUCGAUGGCCAUGGACGGCUCCGACCAAUGGACCAGCUCCACUACCUCCUCGUCGUCCUCGCACGACCAGUACAUGGUGGUGUGGUCGCCGCCGCCGAAGCGCCCGGCUGGGCGCACCAAGUUCAAGGAGACGCGCCACCCGGUGUACCGCGGAGUGCGCCUCCGGGGCACAGCGGGCCGCUGGGUGUGCGAGGUGCGCGUGCCCGGCAUGCGCAACAAGCGGCUCUGGCUCGGGACGCACCUCACCGCCGAGUCCGCCGCCCGCGCCCACGACGCGGCCAUGCUCGCGCUGCGCGGCGCCUCCGCUGCCGCCGCGGGACUUCUCAAUUUCCCGGACUCCGCGUGGCUUCUCUCCGUGACGCCGCCCGCGCUCGCCGACCUCGACGGAGUCCAGCGCGCCGCCCUGGCUGCCGUCGCUGACUACCAGCGCCGCGAGGCCGCCAACGGCGCCGCCGCCGUUCCGGUCGUCAAUGAGGCCGUCUCCAAUGAAUUUGCGUCAUCGUCCGACAAUGCCGUCUCGUGGGCGACGUCGCAAGCUUCUGCCAACAACGGAACAUCUGAAGAGCCGGUUGUGAUGGGCAGCGAGAUGUUCGAGCUCGGCAUGCCCGAAGAAAUGGACCUGGGCAUGUACUACAAGGACCUCGCGGAGGGGCUGCUCAUGGAGCCGCCGCCGCCGCCGCCCGCACCGAACACCGGGACCGGGGUGUGUUGGGAAAGCGGAGACUACGGCGACGGCGGAGCUGACGCCGCACUCUGGAGUUACUGAAACGCGCCCUCUGGACUGGGGUUACUGAAACGAUUUACCUUGAUUUGGCUCCAUGGAAGAAACUGCUUCAGGCAUUAAUACCUUAAUAAAACCAUAAAUGAAUCGAAUCUCAACACUACACUCAAGCAAAAGCUAGAAAAAAGAAACGAGAAAAGUGCAGCAAAGGACAUCAUCACUGAUUGACUGCAGCAAAAUGAUUUUUUCUCUCUCUCCAAAAAAGGGUAUACUGACUUCACGUGUGAUGACGUCAACAGGCAACAAAAGAGGAAAGAUCAACGCUUUGCUAAUCAGGCAAAGGUGGCCCAAGUACGCUAAUCCCGAAGAUGUGGGCGAGAGGCAUCCAGGUAGGCCUGUUAAAGCCACCAUCCCCAGGAUAUUUCUCCCAGAAUCCUCGUAGCCACGCGAACUGACGCGGCGAUGCAGCCUCCAAGCCGUAUCUUGCUUUCUGCGACAUGGACACAUAGCGAGAUUUCAGGAAGGAGCGCGACUGCAUCGCUCGAUGGGCGCGUGAGAGUGUGCGGUUGCUUAUUAUUCGCCUCAAUCCCCACCCAUGGGAAACAAGGAUUAUGACAGGAGGCACGAAGAAGAUUCAGGUCUUUUUUUGCUUUUA
Messenger RNA from Brachypodium distachyon (stiff brome), 1490 nucleotides. Its product is annotated as dehydration-responsive element-binding protein 1H. Bases 119 to 880 code for a protein of 253 amino acids. Gene Ontology annotation, biological process: regulation of DNA-templated transcription. Gene Ontology annotation, molecular function: DNA-binding transcription factor activity; DNA binding. The transcript has a single exon. Lineage: Eukaryota; Viridiplantae; Streptophyta; Magnoliopsida; Poales; Poaceae. The record is from RefSeq and is a predicted model, not a curated record.